CGAAUACGACGAUCCUUACCGCAUAGGUCGACGCCUGUGUAAUCAGCUGUAAUGGAUGACAGCACUCCUUACAUCAUCGGAACAAACCACAAAAACAAUAAUAUUUAAUAAACUGGCGCAUGCGCAAGAGAACCCGGUUAUUUGCCUGCCAUUUAGCCUUAAACCCUACCCUAGGACUGAUUUCUUAAAGCUCUCGCUCAGCCUGGCCCGAUUCAAGCUACCCCUCCAACAUUGAACAUUCCUGUGCCAAAUACCCGGGGUUAACUAUCUAGGCUGUAGGGUAUAGACAUCGACUGUGUGUCUUUGGAUCAGCCGCAAUGGCGUCGACCGGCGGACCGCUGUACAUCGGCUUUGACCUCUCCACGCAGCAGCUCAAGGGGCUGGUGGUGUCGUCAGACCUGAAGGUGGAAUACGAAGCCAAAUUCGACUUUGACGCACACUCGCACGGCUUCCAGAUCAAAAAAGGUGUGAUGACCAAUGAAGCUGCGCACGAGGUGUUUGCGCCCGUGGCCCUGUGGCUGCAGGCGCUGGACUGGGUGUUGAAGACGCUGCAGGACCAGGGUCUUGACUUUCGGCGUGUGAAGGGUGUGAGUGCUGCGGGCCAGCAGCAUGGCAGUGUGUACUGGAGUCAUGAUGCGGGGAGGUUGUUGGCUGGGUUGGAUAGGAAUAGGACUCUGCAGGACCAGCUCGAUGCGGCCUUCUCGCACCCGUAUAGUCCCAACUGGCAGGAUGCGAGCACGCAGAAGGAGUGCGAUGAGUUUGAUGCGUAUUUGGGCGGGCCCGGCGUGUUGGCCGAGGUGACGGGGAGCAAGGCACAUCAUCGAUUUACAGGUCCUCAGAUUCUUCGCUUUCAGAGAAAAUAUCCCACGCAGUACAGGAAGACAUCUCGGAUCUCGCUGGUGUCGUCCUUCAUUGCCUCGCUGUUUCUGGGAUCAAUUGCACCCUUCGAUAUUUCAGAUGUCUGUGGGAUGAAUUUAUGGAAUAUCAGACAAGGUGCAUGGGAUGAUCGCUUGCUGAAGCUAUGUGCGGGUACUUUCGGGGUAGAAGAUUUGAAGCAGAAGCUUGGAGAUGUGCCCGAAGACGGAGGCAUUCACCUGGGCAAGAUUCACAAAUACUUUGUGGAACGUUACUCCUUCAACCCAGACUGCACGAUCAUUCCUUCUACGGGAGACAACCCAUCUACGAUUCUCGCGCUUCCUUUGAAGCCAUCGGAUGCGAUGGUUUCGCUGGGAACGUCAACUACGUUCUUGAUGUCGACUCCAAGCUACAAACCAGACCCCGCCACCCAUUUUUUCAACCACCCGACGACGCCGGGGUUAUACAUGUUCAUGCUGUGCUAUAAGAAUGGCGGGCUUGCGCGAGAGCAUGUGCUGGAUGCGAUUGACAAGACGGUUGAAGGAAACGCGGCGGCGGACGGAGGGCCGUGGGCUAAUUUCGACAAGGCGCUCUUGGAAGCACCAGCGAUGGGUCAGAAAACAAAAACUGACGUGAUGAAGAUGGGUCUUUUCUUCCCGCGCCCUGAAAUUGUCCCGAACCUACCAUCUGGCCAGUGGCGGUUCAACUACAGCCCUGAAACCCAGACCCUCACAGAGACGACUUCAGGCUGGAACCAGCCUCUGGACGAGGCUCGCGCCAUUGUGGAAAGCCAAUUCCUUUCGCUCCGACUUCGGUCACGAGGACUGACUACGUCUCCAGCCGAAGGUCUUCCAGCUCAACCCAAACGUGUAUACCUUGUUGGCGGAGGGUCCCGAAAUAAGGCUAUUGCUAAAGUGGCAGGCGAGAUACUGGGCGGUCACGAUGGCGUGUACAAGCUCGACGUCGGGGAGAACGCAUGCGCGCUGGGAGCCGCAUACAAGGCUGUUUGGGCCAUUGAGCGACAGCCAGACCAGACAUUCGAGGAUUUGAUCGGCAAGCGAUGGCGUGAAGAAGACUUUGUAGAGAAGAUUGCCGACGGCUACCAGCCUGACAGAUUCGAGCAGUACGGAGUCGCCGUGGAGGCGUUCGAUCGCAUGGAGAAGCAGGUUGUGCAAAAGGAAUCUCGUUAGAUAAAUGCUCAUUCGCCGUUCUGGGCUGUGGCAUGAUUUGUUAGUUUGGGAUAGAGCUAAUGUAAGACUUUAUGUCGUACUUUAAGCGCCUGAUAAAUGACGU
This is a messenger RNA of Talaromyces proteolyticus, 2148 nucleotides long. Its product is annotated as D-xylulose kinase. The transcript is spliced from 2 exons. Gene Ontology annotation, molecular function: D-xylulokinase activity. Lineage: Eukaryota; Fungi; Ascomycota; Eurotiomycetes; Eurotiales; Trichocomaceae. Gene Ontology annotation, biological process: xylulose metabolic process; D-xylose metabolic process. Gene Ontology annotation, cellular component: cytosol. Bases 318 to 2045 code for a protein of 575 amino acids. The record is from RefSeq and is a predicted model, not a curated record.